AAAUAUAUUUCGUCAUCCCAGUCGUCCUAACGAAUUAAAAUUUGACUGACGUUUUACGAUUAAAACAAAUAAAAUGAGAUAAGAGAAAAACGGAGAAUUCUACGUAACAAAAUUCGUGAUUAAAAAUUAUUUCUCCUCAGUCGAUGUAAAUGUUUCCAUGACAUAAAUUUUCAUUUAUAUAUCUCAAUUACAAAAAAAGAAACAAAAAAAAAUUUUUUUUUUGCUAUUUGUAAAAAAAAACAAAUUCGCAUUGUCUGUUAAUAAUAAAUAAUUUAAUUAUAAUUCUAAUAAAAAAAUAACAUUUUAGAAUUGAAUGUAAAUAUUUAUUUAGGGCCGAUAUAUUUUUUUAAAUGUAAAAAAUUGAAUAUAAUUUUUGCUUUUUUGAAAUUAAUUGAAAAUAAAUAUUUGAAAGUAUUUAUAAAUUAUGUUUAAGAAAAAAAAAUUGAAAUAUUAGUUGGCAAAAGAUAACAAUUUUUUUUUGAGACUAAUAUUUAUGUGAAAAUUUCUGAUGAAGAUAAAAAUUUUCAUUUUUCUAAGCAUAAUUUGAUAGCGAAUUUCAACAAGAUUUAUAAAAAAAAAAGGAAAAAAAAAAAGAAAAAAAUGCCAAGAAAGGAUAAAACUGGAUUUUUGAUACAAUACAUUGUUGCUAUUGUGGCUUCAAUCACAUCCGCCGGAUAUGGAUCAGUAAUGUCCUGGACAUCGCCAUCAUUACCAUUUUUAAAAUCGGGAAAAUCAAAUUUAUCAGUGAACAAUGAUGAAAUCGCAUGGAUUGCACCAUUAUUACCAAUAGGAAUAAUAAUUGGUAAUUUUUUAAAUCCAAUAUUUAUCGAUCGUCUUGGUAGAAAAUGGACACUAUUAUUAUUUGCCAUACCACAAAUAAUAUCGUGGCUAUUAAUAUUAUUGGCUAAAAAUACAAAAAUUAUUUGUAUUGGACGAAUUUUCGGCGGUAUUGGCUAUGGUGGUGGUAUUUGUGCAACAAUUGUUUAUCUAUCGGAAAUUGGUAAUUGUAAAAAUCGUGGAAUUUUUUUAACACUCAUUAAAGUAUCAUCGAGUUUUGGAAUUUUUUUCACAAUUUUUUUAGGCGCCAUUUCACCAUAUUUCUAUAUGAAUUUAUGUUUACUUAUAAUGCCAAUUGUAUUUGUUAUUUUUUUUCCAUUUAUGCCCGAUUCGUCGUAUUUUUUUGCAAAAAAUUGCAAAAAUGAGGAGAAAAAAUUUUAUUCUCUCGUACCAUUGAAUGAGAAAGAAAAUAAAAAUGAUAAUGAUUGCGAAAAAAAAAUAAUUGUGAAAGAAAAUGAAAAUUAUAAAUUAAAUUUUAAAAAUGAAAAUAAAAUUAAUGACAACGAAGGAGAUGAUAAAAAAAAUCAUAUAGAAGAGAAGAAAAAUUUCAAACUAGAAAAUUAUCAAAAUAGUGAAAAUAAAAAUAAAAUUUUAAAUAAAAAAAAUAAUUUUCCAAAUGAUUAUCAAUUGAAUAAUGAAAUUUUGAAAAAUAAAGAAAAUGGUUUUUUAAAUUUAAAAAAUUGCAAUUUUUGGCAAUUAUUAUCAAUUCGAAGCAAUUUACGUGGUUUAUUUAUUAUUUUCACUGUAACAACAUUAGAUUGUUUUUCCGGACAUCCGGUAUUAGUUUAUUUUUCACAACAAAUGUUAACAUAUGAGGGUUCAUUAUUGUCACCAAAAAAUGGUGCAUUAAUACAUGCAACAGUCAAAUUAUUGGCAUCAAUGAUAGCAACACAAAUAAUUGAACGUUUUCAACGUAAAACAAUUUUACUUUGCACAAGUAUUUUAAUAACAUUAACGCAAGGAAUUUUAACAAUUUUUUUCUUUAUUAAAGACAAUAAUUUAAUGGACAUUUCAUUAUUGGGAUUUCUACCAUAUUUAGCAUUUUUAAUUUAUGAAACGGCAAGUUCAAUUGGUGCGAGUAAUUUAUUUUAUAUUUAUCAGGGUGAAUUUUUUGAAAAUCAUGUCAAAGGUAUGGCGGUGACUGUUUCAAAAAUUUAUCAUAUGUUUAUGAUUUUUCUCACUAUUGUCAUUUAUCAAUGUUUAAUUGUCAAAUUUUCUUCAUAUGUGAUAUUUGGUCUUUUUUGCAUUUGUUGUGUGAUUUUUUCUAUUGUUUGUCUUAUUAUUAUUCCUGAGACAAAAGGCAAGAGCCUUGAGGAAAUUCAAAUUAUUUUGAAAAGGAGAAAAGUUUUUCUUUGAAAAAAAAAAAAAAAAUUCAAUAUUUAAGAAACUUUUUAAAAGUAAGAAUAAAAUAAAAAUAAAACAAAAAUUUACUUUAAUUCUUAUAAAAACAAAAUUAUUUUGUAGCAUAUUUUUUUAAAUAAUUCUUUUUUUUUUAAUUUUAAUUUUAUUUUUUUAAUUUUUUUUUUUAAAUAAUUUGUUUUUAUUCUAGAAAAUCUAUUUCUCCUGUGUAGAAGUAUAAAAAAAUUAAUAUUCUCCAAAAAUUAUUUCAAACAGAAAGUUGAAAAAAAAUAGAAUAAUUUUGCAAAAAAAAAAAGAAAUCAGAAAACCAAGUUUUAGUAGUUUGCACAGAUAAGAUUUUAAGAACAAAGUAUCAUAAAGUAUGCGCAAAAAUUAAAAAUACAAAAUAAUUUAUGGAAAUAAAAAAUUUAUUUCCUUACGAAAAAUAUUCCAAAAAAAAUUUCGUUACGAAAAAUAUUUCCCAGCAAUUUGAAAACAAAAAAAAAAUAUAUAUUUUGUUAAAAAUUCUCUAAAAUUUGGAAAAUAAUUUAUUCUUUUAUUUUGUAAAAUAAUUAUAAAAAAAAAUAUAAACUAGCAUUUUUAAUUACCCGUACAUAUAUU
Molecule: messenger RNA, 2796 nt
Organism: Leptopilina boulardi
Lineage: Eukaryota; Metazoa; Arthropoda; Insecta; Hymenoptera; Figitidae
Product: glucose transporter GlcP-like
Exons: 2
Coding region: 601-2193 (530 amino acids)
Biological process (GO): transmembrane transport
Cellular component (GO): membrane
Molecular function (GO): transmembrane transporter activity
Source: RefSeq, a predicted model, not a curated record